Molecule: messenger RNA, 2897 nt
Organism: Exaiptasia diaphana
Lineage: Eukaryota; Metazoa; Cnidaria; Anthozoa; Actiniaria; Aiptasiidae
Product: transmembrane protein 87A
Exons: 25
Coding region: 17-1927 (636 amino acids)
Biological process (GO): retrograde transport, endosome to Golgi
Cellular component (GO): Golgi apparatus; membrane
Source: RefSeq, a predicted model, not a curated record
CGAAAACAAAUCCAACAUGGCGGCUUUCAGAUUGUUGGUUUGUUGUGUCCUACUUUUCUUUCCUCAUUUCGUAGAUUCCAUACCAGAACCUGGUAAACUGACGAUGACAUUUACAAAGGGUGGUCAAGUUGAAGGUUUUUCAAAAGCUUUAUAUAAAGAUGCUAUAAUAAGAGCAAAAGGGAAAUGCUUAUCAGCAAAAAAAACAGUCAUAACGAUUUUGUGGAGAUUGAAAUAUACUCAGUGUGCAGACGGUUUUUUCCAGUUUGCUAAGCAUAUUGACAGUCUAUGGGAUGCAGGAAGAAAUCAUGAACUAUCUGGAGAAGACACAAUAACAUGCAAUGGACAAAUACAUUUAUCAGAUAAAUCAAAUCAAAAAGAACGUAUUGAACUUCCCACAGCAGUUAAUAAAACAAUCCUGUCAGACAAGAAAGAUGAAACACCAACAGACGCUAAAUCAAGAAGGUCUGGUGAAAAAAAGGCGAAAAAAAUAAUAAAGGAAAUGAAUAAAGGAAAAAGUUCAAAGAAGAGGUCUCACCAUCGUAAUAGAAGAGAUACUAAAUCAAAGCCUGCACAAGAUACAGAAGAUGAUAAUGAUGCACAAGAUGAUGAUGUUGGAAAGACAACACGUAAACCAGCAAAAACUACUCCUGAGUUAACAACAAAGCUGAAGACAAUAACUACAGUAGCUAAAACAAAGGCAACUGAAAUAUCAACAGAGGCAUCAGAGUUGGCAACUGAUCAUAAAGUAGAUUCCCAUCCAGAAAAGAAGAAACCGGGCACCAAUCGCAUCACAAACACCAAACGAGAUGGUAUAUACAUGCUUAUUGUUAAAGUUGAAUCAGAUGUUGAUGCUGUUUUUGAGCUUAAUCUUGAAGUGGCUAUGGAGAGCAAGUCUGGAUAUUUGUCAGCAACUGAUUGGCCUUUACUACCUUUUUAUGGGGUCAUGUCGUUAGUCUACCUGUUUUAUGGGAUUGUUUGGCUGAUAGUCUCAGCAUGUCAGUGGAGAGAUCUUCUCAGAAUACAGUUUUGGAUUGGUGGAGUUAUUGCUUUAGGAAUGCUUGAGAAGGCAGUAUUUUACUCAGAAUACAAUAACAUCAAUAAUACUGGAUUAACUACACCAAGUCUUGUUGUGUUUGCUGAAGUUGUAUCUGUAGCCAAAAGGACUUUAGCACGUAUGCUUGUCAUCAUUGUCAGCAUGGGAUUUGGUAUUGUAAAACCAAGGCUUGGAAAGUCUCUCCAUCGUGUGCUUGGUGUUGGUGCACUGUAUUUUAUUCUUGGUGUUGUAGAAGGUUCCAUGAGAUCACUCAGUUUGAAAGCUGACCCAAGUAAAGAGCAAUUAGUUGCAGGCAUCCCGUUGGCUGUUCUUGAUGCUGCCAUCUGUUGGUGGAUAUUCAUGUCUCUGGUUCAAACUACACGCACACUGAGAAUCAGAAGAAAUGUUGUCAAACUGUCAUUGUACAGACAUUUUACCAACACACUUAUCUUUGCUGUACUGGCUUCUGUUGCUUACAUGGUGUGGUCAAUCAAGACUCACAGAUUUGCUGACUGUCUUAAGGAUUGGUCUGAAUUAUGGCUUGAUGAAGCAUUUUGGCAUUUCCUGUUCUCAAUCCUCUUGCUGGUCAUAAUGAUAUUAUGGAGACCAACUGCUAAUAAUCAAAGAUAUGCGUUUACACCAAUUGUGGAUUUUGACGAUGAUGAUGAAGAGGACAAUGUUACUCUCUCUGAAGCGUUUGAUGGAAUGAAGAUGAGAAACACAAGAACUGAGGUUGUCAUCAAUGGUUCAGAUUCUAAGAAAAAAGCUGAAGACGAUUUGAAGUGGGUUGAAGAACAUAUUCCAUCAUCUGCAGCAGACACGGUUUUACCAAGUGUCCUGGACUCAGAUGAGGAACUGAUGACUACAAAAUUCGAGAUGUCAAAAAUGGAUUAAUUUAUAAAAUAAAGUGAAAUAAGUGACAAUAAGGUCAAGACAAGAUUGGACUACUGCAUGGGAAUAAAUUCACACAUAUGAAUCUGAACUUAUUCUCAUCAGAGCUUCUUCCCGAACCCCAUGUAAUUCUUUCUAUAAUAUAACUGAACAAUGACAAUGUUAUUUUCUUUCACGUUCGUAUUUUAAGAUUUUAAGUCAUUUUUUUACUACCUCCUGUUCUUCAUGUUUUUGAAAACAACUGUUUUACUCUUUUGGGGUCAAUAAUUUAAAUCGCUAGUAUGCUCGGGACUACAGAUCUCGCUACAUUUGUUUUCAAAAGUAUUGUGAAACCUUUUUAUGUCAAAUACAGAACAACAUGGCAUAGUUUAUGAUUUAAUAAAAACUCAGGCUAUAUGUAUGUCCAAAAAAGCGUUGGCAAUUAAAAUCAGUGGGAAUUCUGAUGUAAAAUUGUGUAUAACUUAUCUGAGAGCAAAGUUAGUGGAGGAAGACUGUCUCCCUCUACUAUGUCUAAAAGUUAUAACGUGAAUUUUCCCUGUGGAUUGCCAACGUCCUUUUCGGUAUACCUUUAAACAAAAUAAUCCUCGUAGUGUUUAAAUUGCAAUUGUCAACAAUCAUGCUUUAUACUUAGUUUAUAUGUUUAGAUUAAUCUUGAGGCUUUAGAGCUGUUGUUGCAUGUCUUAAGUAGUUGAUUUCAGUUCAAAUUUACGAUAGAAACAAAUGAGCUUGUUGCAAACGGUGUUCAAAUCAUUGCUGACACGCGUAAAAUCCACGAACUAGACAAGGACUAGUUCAACACUAUCCACCAUAUUUUUUUCUUUGAGAAAUUUCAGUGACACAUUUCGCAUUUUCUUUCUUUCUGUUUUUUUUUUUUUUUUCUGGACACGGUUUUUGGGCAGCAUUAAUGAUAUAAUUACAUAUGUGCAAUAUAUUGUAAGCGCGUAAUAAGAUAAAAUAAAAUUAUUUAAAGAUA